This is a messenger RNA of Frankliniella occidentalis (western flower thrips), 3505 nucleotides long. RefSeq names its product serine protease HTR4. Gene Ontology annotation, biological process: regulation of cell growth; regulation of signal transduction. Gene Ontology annotation, molecular function: insulin-like growth factor binding. NCBI's taxonomy places the organism in Eukaryota, Metazoa, Arthropoda, Insecta, Thysanoptera, Thripidae. The record is from RefSeq and is a predicted model, not a curated record. Gene Ontology annotation, cellular component: extracellular region. Bases 372 to 1007 code for a protein of 211 amino acids. The transcript is spliced from 4 exons.
CGCCACAGCACAGCGCAGCGUAGCAGCGCGUCGCGUCGCGUAGUCAGUCGCUCCUCAGCCAGCGGACCGGACGGAACACAGGCCUCGGAGCGCAAACUCUCUCCCUCCCCGCGGACAUCUCUCGGCUCGAGUCGACUCGUCGUCGCGUCGGCCCGCCGCCGGCGUCGCCCCCCUUCCCCCCCUCGCGUCGGCCGUGUCCGCCGUGUCGGCCGAGUGUGUCCGUCGCGUGCGUCGCCGUGCUGGUGCUGCCGUCGCCGUGCCGCCGCCGCGAGUGGACGCCGAUGCACGUCGCCAAGGAUUACCAUCCGUGUCCCGGACGUAGACGGCUCCGCCGCCGUCUCAGGAUGGUGCGGGUGUAGGUGUUGCCCGGGAUGGCGCUGGUCCGGCUGCUGGCGGCGCUGUCCGCCCUCGGGGUGCUGGGCGCUGCGGGCGCGGGCGGCGCGCCGCUCGACGAGGACCAGGCGCUGCGCGCGCUGCGCCGCCUGCACUGCGUGUGCUCCCCGGGGGAGUGCGAGCCGCUGGACGAGGAGCAGUGCCCCGGCGGCGCCGUGUGGGACGCGUGCCGCUGCUGCCGCGUGUGCGCGCGCGUCGAGGACGAGCCCUGCGGCGGCGUCCACGGCUUCCACGGCGCCUGCGCCCAAGGGCUGCAGUGCGUCGUCAAGGGCAGGCCCAUCCGGGAGGCGCACGAGGAGGGCAUCUGCACGAAGGUGGGCGGCUCGUGCGGCGGCGGUGUCAUGGUGACGGGCUGCAACAUCGUGGGCCCGCUGUGUGCGUGCGGCCGAGCGCCCCUGUGCCCGGCGGACAACCAGGAUGACGACGACGCCGAGGAUGACGACGAGGAGGUCGCCGGCAACGGCCUGGGUGGCGGUGGCGGCGCCAGCAGCGGCGUCCUGAGCAGGGCGGGCGCCGAGGAGGGCAGGCCCUUCGCCUUCGCCACCCGGGAGGAGUGCGACCUCAACCUGGGCGUCAUGCUGGACGGAGAGCGGCAGGCGUACGAAGAUAUCUGACCCGCUCGGCGGAGGGCUCUGGGGCUCGCCUUGCACCGCCUGCUGACGUCCAUGCUCGGGCGCGGGGGCGGAGGCUCCGCCCUGGCCGCGCGCCUCUUGGACUCGGCGGGGACGCCGACGACGCCUGCCGCCCGGGAGGACGGCGACGACCCCGCUGCUCGAGGCCGCGGGGCCCGGCGGGACGCACGGCCCGUCGUCGCCCGCUGGGAGGCGGCCUUCCUGGCGGCCGCGCUGGGCGAGCCGGUCGUCCGGGACGGUGCCGUCCGCAUCGACGCCCUUCACGACGAGGAGGCUGCUCGGAAGCGUCGUGGCCAGGCGCCCCUGACCUCACCGCCACGCUGAAGAUCGUCACUAGGACGACGUCAAGUCUUAAUACAAACUUUGUCUCUCUGGAGACGGCCUUCCAGUUUUGUUUUUCUUUGACGCUGCGCUUCACGACGCUGCCGAGUGACCUCUGCUUGAUGGGUUCGCCCUAUGGCAGCAGUAAGCGAGUGGAAAUUCAUGAAAUAAAAUAAUUGACAAUAACUCCCUUGGACAAGGAUUUGCGAACCCACAGCGACGGGGACUCUGAUGGAGUGUGCGUGUUUUGUGAGUGCAUGAUAUAUAUUUUGUUUGUGUGUGUGCGCGUUUAAGCAAGAUGAACUUGUCUUCUGGCGUGCAAUCGUCUGGACGGUUUUGUACUCCCCCAUCUGUUUGCUGGGCACCCAGGCGCUGUGCGUCACAAGUCAGAAGGAACGUGCUGUUUGAGGCGAGGGGGUCGAGAAGUCAUCGUGGAAAGAAACUUCUUUCGACGGCAUCUUUGUGACGAAGAUUCGCACACAAACCCCUUUUGGGAGAACCUCGUUCACUAGCUUUGAAGUGGUGUUUAGUUUUCAUGAUCGUUAACUGAGACGCGCUAUUGGGCGCCUAUAUAUUUGACAGCUUACUUCGACAGUAAAUAAAUUAACCAUCGUCAACCUCUACGUGAGCGAUUUUGGACUAUUCGCGGAGUUUUUAUUUAACACCACUACAUGGGCUGUUGGGAAAUUCCGAAGGACUGUGUUUAUUAAGGUCGCGACUAGUUCGUGAAAUUCCCGGGAAUUUCCUAUAACUGUGCCAUAUGCCAAUCGAUAUCAAAACUUUGUGUUUCCAUUUUAUUUUGAUUUGUCUCAUUUUCUCUAAGAAAAGAAAAAUAGAACAGAAGGAAAUCGUCGUGAGUAACUUGGAUUCAACUUGACUUUUACAAAGUGUCCCCCACCCCAUUUUCCCGGCACUUAGCUUUUCCCAUACCCCAAAAUGUUACCUGAUACAAAACAUUGAGAUUAAGACGACAACUGGGGCGUUUAUGACGGACGCUGAGCUAUCUGUUCAAAGCCCGCGACCGCCCAUCAUGGCUAGGGCAUGCAAACUUACCAUUAGGAAAAAAAGAUCUGGUGUCUACAUCUCGUAAACGGCUAGCGUACAAAAUGGUACGAACAAGAUGGGUUAAAUUUGGGGUAAGAUGUCCAGUGAUGGAUACUUGUCCCAGUGAUUGCCACUUUUCUCGAUUUUGCAGCCAAACUCGUCUCUUUACGAUAUCUUGCCACAGAAAUAAUGUUCUAGUAAGACUCCUACCGUGGUAUAACAAGCGAAUCUUCCGUGCUCCGUUGUUUACAUUCCACGAAAAAGAUGUGUCCAUGUCCAUCACUGGGCAGAUCCAACUCUUAAGGUGUCCAUCAUUGAGCAUCUUACCCUACAAAUCUGUUUGCUUUUAUGCUGGUAGUUUACACCACAUUUGGGCGUCAGACUUAGCCAAUGUGAAGUUGGCACGUUCUGGUGUUUGCUUGCAUCCAGUGAGAAAUGACGGUCAAAGCCAUAUGUCGUUACAACAUCGAAACGAUUUAAAAACUGUGGAAUAGACGUCGAAACGAUAUCGUUUCAAAAUAUAAUUUCUCACGGUGGCCCACAGUCGCGUCAUAAACGCGUCGCGCGAGUUAUGCAGCACCUUGGGAGGGAAAUGGACGAGGUGGAAAUCCACUUCAUGCAUUAUUCUACAAAAUGGAGCGAUCGAUUUCCAUUCAAAAUGGAAUGAUUCCAUAAUAAUGCGACAGUUGACUGCAUACGAAACAAGCAGAGGCCUUUAGAGCGAAGUCAUUCAGAGGAAUGAGAUCUCGUCGACUCCAAGGCUUAUUUGAAAAAACAGAAAGCCACUGAAAAACAGGAAGGAACCAUAUCAAUGCGCGACACCGUCAGAUAGUAUGGGGAGUGAAAAUAAUUACAGUUUUCUUGGUCGAGGUUCGCUCCGACCGCUCAGCUUUUCCACUUUAGUUACUACAUUUCCUGACUAGUGUGUCUCUUUCCUGCAAACCUGAUUGAUUGUGAUGGACUCUUCGGUUAUAACAUAACAUAAAAUGAAAAAUGAAAAUCUUAUUGUAAAGUGUACUUGUAUGAUAUUUGUUUUGUGUGACCUGCUCUGUUGCGUAGACCAAUAAGCAGUCGUGAUAUGUGAAUAAAUGUUUUAUUUUAACAGUUAAAACAAA